UCUCGUUGUGACCCCACACUGAAAUGUAUCCGUUUUCCGUCAAUUGAUGUUGUGGUAACGAACGCCACGUUGAAAGCACUCCACACAAGCACUCUGCAGGCUAUCGAUGUUAGACGGCAUCACGGAACAGACGCAACUCAACAAUCCAACACCACCUGACGGUUUACUUGUUAUCACAGCGGUUAGAUUCGAUCACGCGACAUCAAUGGCCAAGGGAGAUACUAAGAGCAAGACUCCGAGUUUAGGGCAGUCGCUGAUUCCUGCAAUCAGCAAAUUGCAGGACAUACUGUCUCGACUUGGAAGUGAUUCCGUGAUCGAUCUCCCUCAGUUGGCAGUGGUAGGAAGUCAGAGCAGCGGGAAAACAAGUGUGCUGGAAGCCCUAGUUGGCCGUGAUUUUCUUCCCAGGGGUUCAGAUAUUUGCACAAGGAGGCCUCUUGUUUUGCAGCUCGUUCAAAUUCCCCUGCCGGAGGAUGAUGAAUUGGAUUAUGAGGAGUGGGGUGAAUUCUCGCAUCUCCCAGGGCAGCGAUUUACUGAUUUUUCGACCAUACGUCACGAAAUUCAGAUUGAAACAGAGAGAGAAGCUGGAGCAAACAAGGGCAUCUCAGAUAAGCAGAUACGAUUAAUUUUUUUUUCUCCAUAUGUCCUGAACAUAAAUUUGGUGGACUUACCUGGCAUAAUGAAAGUUCCAGUUGGUGAUCAACCGAUAGAUAUUGAGUCUCGGACUAGAGCAAUGAUUAUGUCAUACAUAGAGCAUCCUUCAUGUAUUAUUCUAGCAGUUUCUCCUGCUAAUUCUGAUUUGGCGAAUUCUGAUGCACUUCAUAUUGCAAGAGUUGCUGAUGCUGAUGGAUCUCGUACGAUAGGUGUAAUCACAAAGUUGGAUGUUUUGGAUAGGGGAACUGAUGCUUGUAAUUUUCUUCGUGGAAAUGUAAUUCCUCUUCGUCUUGGGUAUAUAGGGGUGGUUAAUCAAAGUGAACAGGACAUGUUUGUAAACCCAAGUAUUAGAGAUGCACUUGCAUAUGAGAAGAAUUUUUUUUAUGAUCAUCCUGUUUACCAUGGUUUAGCCGACCAGUGUGGUAUCCCCCAAUUAGCAAAGAAGCUGAAUCAGAUUUUAGCAAAGCAUGUAAAAUUGAUGUUACCAGAUUUGAGAGCAAAGAUACAUGCUCAGAUGAUAAGUGUGAAAAAAGAGCUUGCUUCCUAUGGGCAAGUUGCAAAAUCUGAUAUUGAUCAGGGAAGUUUAAUACUCAACAUACUAAGAGAAUUCUCAGAUGCGUUUACAUCUAGUAUUGAGGGGAAACAUGAAGAAAUGACUUUUGAGCUGGUUGGCGGAGCACGAAUCCACUAUAUCAUUCAGUCAGUUUUUGUCAAGAGAUUAGAGGAUGUGGAUCCUUGUGAGGACAUUUCUGAUAAGGACAUUCAAACAGCCAUUCAAAAUGCUACAGGUUCCAGAGGUGCUCUCUUUGUGCCCGAGGUUCCCUUUCAAGUUCUACUGAGGAGAAAAAUUGCUCAGCUUUUAGAUCCAAGCUAUCAGUGUGUGCAUAUCAUUUACCAGGAAUUAGUUAAGCUGGCAAAUAAGUGCCAGACUAGGGAUCUGCUUCGGUUACCAGUGCUCCAAAGACACCUCGAAGAAGUUUUAGGCACUUGUUUGCAUAAAGGUUUGACAUCAGCGCUGAGAAUGGUUGAGCAUAUUAUUGAAAUGGAGAUGGACUACAUCAAUACUUCACAUCAUGCAUUUAUUGGUGGGAGUAAGGCAAUGGCAGCCGCAAGACAACAGCAAUGGUCUCCAGUGGCAUCAGUCCCCACACCUAAAACCAAGGAGAAUGCUGAUUUUAAUCAACUGCCAGCAACAGAUAAAGUUCAAAAGUUACCAGCUAUACUUGCAAGAGCCAGUCCAUCUCGGUUUAUCACAAACCAUCAGGUUAGAUGGCACAAUAAAUUUGGAGCUAAUGGGUAUGCAUUUCGGGGAGGUUGGGGCAUAUCUUCCAUAUUCGAGCUUGGGGAGCCUAUAGCAUCUGUUGAUGAUAGGGAGGGAAUUCCAUUAGCUAAUGACGGGGAAGAAAUUCCAUAUGCUAAUGAUUGGGAGGCAAUUUCAUCUGCUAAUGGCCAGGAUUCAAGUCUAUCUACUAAUGAUGAGCAGGCAAUUCCAUUGGCUUCUGGCAGGGAGGGAAUUAUAUCUGCUAAUGAUAAUUCAAGUAUAUUUCCAAAUGGUAAUCAUGCAACCAAUUUUGAGCCAGUAGAUAAUGUGGAACCCAUCCGUGUAUCUUCCAUAAUUCAAUUGAAAGAGCCUCCUGCUGUAUUGAAAUUCACUGAAGCACAUACCGCAAACUUAGCCAUUGGAAUAGCAGUGACUAAAAUACUUCUGAGGUCUUAUUAUGAUAUUGUUAGAAAAAAUAUACAGGACCGUGUACCUAAGGCGAUCAUGCACUUCUUGGUGAACAAUGUCAAGCGUGAAUUGCACUCCGUCCUUAUAAAGGAAUUGUACAGGGAGGAGUUAUUUGCAAAAAUGCUGGAGGAACGAGAUGACAUAGCAGUAAAGAGAAAACAGUUCAAAAACAUUCUUCAAGUACUACAGCAAGCUGUUUGUACAUUGGAUGACUUGUCUCUAGACUGACGCAUGCAAUCAAAAUGAUCGAGUAUUGACUUGACAACACGGGCCUCUGUGAUUAUCAUAGUUUCCUCCAUUCGUUUAUUCAUUGCUGAUUUCAAUCAGAACCAACUUGGAUGGUUGUUUCCGGUUCCAUCACAUUUGGGGUUCACCAAGAAAUAUUUUAUUUCUGCGACUUGUUGCUAUUUGGGAGAUCAACUGUCUCCAUCCAACUUCCUUGUACAGUUUAACGAUGCUCGGCAUAUUCAGGGUGUGUAACAGGUUUAGUGGCUGUCAAUUAAGAAAUAGAUGUAAAGCCCACUCAGCAUUUUCUCUCUUUGGAAGGAUUGUGUCUGCUAUGGCAUAGAGUUUCAGUUGCACGUGGUUUGUGAUGGAGGUUUAGGCCUAUAUCAGAUUCCGGUACAACUGCUUGCAUAAUGAUGUCCAUUGUCAUCUGAGAGAUUGAGCUGCAGGCUAUCAGGUCAUCUAAGUUUUUGUUACAUUCAUUGGAUUAUUGGAUGGCUUCCCAGCAAUUAAGAAAAUCAUGUUUUCUUGAUCUCUUUAGGCUAUAAUCUAGUCAUCCAUUCAAGGAGGAUCAGGGAUCUUCAGUAGGUUUAAUUUCUCUCUAAUAUCUUUCCCCUCACCGAGUAACAGAAAUUCCAUAUUGUAAUAUUCUUUUGCAUGAUUCCUUUUCGAUUUUUGGUUCAUGCUAUUUAUUUAAAAAGAUGAAAGAAUCUGUAUUCACAUGUUUUCACUGAAAAAUUACAUACUCGGCUUUGUCAGCCAUACUGAUUUCCCCAAGAAUAUCUGUAAUAAUGGCUUCUACUGCAUAGAAAGAUGCUGGUUUCUAAGUGUCUAAAAACACUUGUUGCAGUAGCCUCUAAUAAACAAAAGAUAUUUAAAAUCGGUCUUAUAUACCACAAACUGUAGUCAAAUAGAUAUCAGUUGGGACACUGCAUUGUUGAUUUA
Molecule: messenger RNA, 3550 nt
Organism: Cryptomeria japonica (Japanese cedar)
Lineage: Eukaryota; Viridiplantae; Streptophyta; Pinopsida; Cupressales; Cupressaceae
Product: dynamin-related protein 3A
Exons: 20
Coding region: 107-2608 (833 amino acids)
Cellular component (GO): membrane; cytoplasm; microtubule
Molecular function (GO): GTPase activity; microtubule binding; GTP binding
Source: RefSeq, a predicted model, not a curated record